AUGACUUCCCACACAUUUCGUUUCUCAUGCGUUUACGUUCUCACUAUUUUUACAUUCUUUCAUUGUUCUUUAUGUAUCGAAUACGAGAAAACCGCACUUCUGGAGUUCAAGAAAGACCUCAUCGAUGAUGCCAACCUCCUCUCUUCCUGGAACAGUAGCAACGGAGAUUGCUGCAAAUGGUACGGCAUAACCUGCAACAACCAAACGGGUCGGGUUACCGAGAUCCGACUUCGUGGGCCAGACGACAUGGCUGAUUUUGACAACCAAGAAGCAUCGGUACAGAAGCUCGGAGGAAAACUCAACCCCUCCUUGCGGAAUUUGACCUCGCUCGAGUAUCUAGACUUGAGUUCUAACGAUUUUGGUGGGAACCCGAUUCCGACCUACAUCGGGUCGCUCCGAAACUUGACGUAUCUGAAUCUUUCAGACUCAAGUUUUUCCGGGGAGAUACCGACUCAACUCGGGAACCUAUCGGCAUUACGUGUGCUCAGUGUCCACCGGAAUCUUUAUAGUGACGACCAGUAUGAGCUGAGGGUGGAGAGUUUGCGGUGGUUGUCGGGUGUUUCACGGUUGCGCCACCUUGACCUGAGCGGAGUUGAGGUCGGCCAAGUGUUCGAUUGGUCACAGGUGACUCGAACCCUCCUCCCUUCUUCUCUUGAACAACUGCAUUUAUCGAAUUGUGGACUUCCUCCUAUCACGCCUAAUUUAACCAUUAAUCUUAGUUCGCUUUCAGUGCUUGAUCUUUCUUUUAACAAUUUCAGUACUAACUCCAUACCUAGUUGGAUUUCUAGUUUUCGGAGUCUUGUUUCCUUAAACCUUGCUAAUUGUGAAUUCAAAGGUUCGGUUCCUCCUGGUCUUAUGAACAUCAAUUCCCUUACUACCCUUGAUUUAUCAAAUAAUCAACUCACGAGUAUCCAAACUACGCCAGAAACCAUCUGUAACUUGAGGGAAAUCAAUCUUUCGUGGAACAAAUUUGAUGGGAAAAAUCUAUCGGAGGUCCUCUCAAGUUGGUUCCAAUGCGAAUCAUCUAAACUCGAGUCUCUAAGGUUUGUCGGGAGUGGGCUUUCUGGUAAUUUACCACCACAACUCGGAAAUCUGAAGAACUUGGUUCAUAUCGAUCUUAACAAGAAUUCCAUUUCAGGGUCAAUUCCAGAUUCUUUAGGAAAUUUAUCAUCUUUACAAACCCUACAACUCGCGUUUAAUUCCAUUUCAGGAACACUUCCUGACUCCAUAGGAAGAUUAACAACAUUGGUAACGAUGUAUCUUUCUUCCAAUUUGAUUUCUGGCCCAUUGCCCGAUUCUUUAGGAAGAUUGUCAUCAUUGGCGGACUUAGAUCUUUCGUAUAAUGAAAUCAAUGGAACUCUUCCUCAAAGUAUUGGCCAACUUACGAACCUAACAAGCCUAAACAUCGAACACAACUUUUUAAGAGGUGUUGUAACUGAAGAUCAUUUUGCUAAUCUCACAAGCCUAAUCACUUUACGAGCAAGUGCAAAUACGUUAAGAUUCGAGUUAUUAGAUAAUAACUGGGAACCACCUUUUCAACUCCAAAUAUUGAACUUCAAUUCAUGGAGUUUAGGCCCAAAUUUCCCUCAUUGGCUUCAAAACCAGACGGAUCUGCUCAUCUUGUAUCUUGCAAGCACCGGGAUUUCGGAUGACAUUCCUAGUUGGUUCUGGAAUUCGUUUUCGGGUUUGCAGUAUUUGAAUAUCUCAGAUAAUAAUUUCUCAUCGAUGUCUGUGGAUGAUUUCUUUUGUUCUAAUGAAGAACAGAAACAGGUUAUAUACUUGAAUAUGGGGAAUGCUAAUAUUUCAGGUGUUCUUCCUGAUUGCUUUUCAACCUGGGAGUUUCUGAAUAUCUUCAGCAUCCAGAACAAUAAUCUCUCCGGCAAACUUCCAAUAUCUUUGGCGAAUUUAUCAUCUUUAGAGUCGUUAAACAUGCGGAACAACAAGCUCUCAGGAGAAUUACCUGUAAAUCUAAUGAAUUCCAAGAGUUUACUCAUCAUUGACCUCACUGAAAACGAAUUCACCGGAAGUAUACCGAUACCGAUACCAAUCGGUGAUGAAGCUACAACUUUGAGGCUUCUCAACCUCCGUUCAAACAGAUUCGAUGGUGAAAUCCCGGAUGAAAUCUGUAGAAUUGAUUCUAUCCAGAUUCUAGACCUUGCUGACAACAAUCUUUCUGGAAGAAUACCAAACUGUUUCAACAAUUUUAGUGUCAUGACCGGAAAAGUUGAGCCAAGUCAGAUGGUGGGGCUCGCCAGAGAUGAAUUUAGGGGAAAUGCUUGGUUGAUGAUGAAGGGGAGGGUGAAUGGGUAUGGCAGCAUUCUUGGUUUAGUGACGAUUUUGGAUCUUUCGGGAAACGAUUUAUCCGGGGAUAUUCCGAUUGAAAUUACACAGCUCGUGGAGUUAAGAUCGUUGAAUCUUUCAGUUAAUGGUUUGACUGGAAAGAUCCCGGUGAAUAUGGGUGACAUGAAGAUGUUGGAAGCUCUUGAUUUGUCUCGGAAUCGGCUUGAUGGGAUUGUUCCUUUAAGCAUGUCAAGAUUGAGUUUCUUGAAUUCGUUGAAUUUAUCUUACAAUGAAUUGACAGGAAGAAUUCCGUUGAGUGGUCAGCUUCAGACCUUUGAGGAAUGGAGCUUUGUUGGGAACGGACUGUGUGGACCUCCGGUGAGAUUAAUGUGUGAAAGGCAGGGUGAGGGUGAGGGUGAUGCCGGUGAAGAAGAAGAAGAAGAAGGUGACGGUGGCUCCGAUGGCCCAGAGUGGGGACUUAUUACAAGCAUAGUGGUGGGGUUUGUGGUUGGAUUUUGGGUUGUGGUGGGUCCAUUGAUUGGUAGCAACUCAUGGAGGACCAAGUAUUUUGAGUUUCUUUAUGAUAUUUGGUGUAAGUUUUGUGUUUGCAUGCCCAAAAAGAAAAACUCUUCCAACAAGAGGUUUCAUAGAUAG
This is a messenger RNA of Lactuca sativa (garden lettuce), 2934 nucleotides long. Its product is annotated as receptor-like protein EIX1. The record is from RefSeq and is a predicted model, not a curated record. NCBI's taxonomy places the organism in Eukaryota, Viridiplantae, Streptophyta, Magnoliopsida, Asterales, Asteraceae. Gene Ontology annotation, molecular function: protein binding.